UUGCUAAUAAUGGGGGCGGGUCUGGCGCCGGCAGCCGUUAGGCUGACUGACUGGGAUGGGGAGGUGAGGCAGCGGGGCCGAACAUGGCGCGGAGCGGCCGGGCGCUUGGGAAAGUGCUCGCCGAAAGGCUCACGGCGCCGCACAGAAGCGUCCUCAGGCACUUGGCUUCAUGUGGCAUUCUGAUGAGCAGAAUUCCUCCAAUGCAAGCAUCCGUAACAAACCGUACCUUCGCAAGAAGAACUUUCUUCAACAUUGCUUCACCAUUCGGAAACAAAAGAAAAGAAUAUAAUGAGAGAAGGAUUAUAGGGUAUUCCAUGCAGGAAAUGUAUGAAGUGGUAGCUGUUGUGGAGGACUACAAACUCUUUGUUCCUUGGUGUAAAAAGUCAGACAUAUUAUCCAAACGUUCUGGAUACUGCAAAGCCCACUUAGAAAUAGGAUUUCCUCCUGUGUUAGAGAAGUAUACGUCAGUUGUUACCCUCGUGAGACCUCACUUGGUUAAGGCAUCCUGCACAGAUGGGAAACUAUUUAAUCAUCUGGAAACUGUGUGGCGUUUCGGUCCGGGAAUCCCAGGUUAUCCAAGAACAUGUACCUUGGAUUUUUCAGACAUGCCACUUAAUCUUGCAAGAUGUAUGGAUGGACCCCCAACUCUUUUACUCAUAGAACAUAAAAGCUCCCCAGAAAAACAUUGUUCUAAAGUUCCUCAAAAAAAGCAGUAUGCUAGCUCCCACUGAAGAUUGUUCUGCAGAAAUGCUGAAGGUUUUAUCCCAAACCAUGUCUGAGUUGAAAGUUAGAAUGACUGGUUUUAAAUCCCAUAAUCCAGAUACCUUGUUCUAAGGAAACAUAAACUUAAAAAAAAAAAAAAAUUUUUUUACCUAAACCGUUUUAUGGCAUUCUAGGUUGACAUCUUUGUUAAAGGGAGUCAAAAUUGGCCUUAAAACAGACACUGUUCAACUUCACAUGGAACUGCUAUCAUGGCCCUUUGCUAUCCACACUAUUUUGAAGAGGUUAAAUGGUUUGUGUCAGUAACAGAAGUAGAGACAGUUUAGUUCAUUGGGUGUAGAAGAGGACUCUGAGUGAGGCACUUUGGAAUGCUAAUCCUUGCUCUGCCACUGACUUGCUGUGUGGCUACAACUAAGUAAUUUAAGAAGUCUUUUCCCCAUCUGUGAGGGAAAUGUGACCAAGUAAAACUAAAUUAUUUGCAAUAACUGAGGGUUUAAGUGAAACAACUAAAAAUUUAGUUUUAGGGCUGUAGGUUUAGAUACAAAAAUAGAAAUCUGACCUGAGAUGCUGCUUGCUCCUACAUGCUACUAUGCCAGUCUUCUACCAAGUCAGCAGUGAAUUCUGAAUGAGAGGUAUCUGAGUCUAAGCUGUGUUUUACCCCUUUUUAACCAUUCUUCCUACAUACCUUAAGUACAGCAUAGUGUUUGCAGUUCACUGAAAAACUCUGUACUAUCAGAAGUUCUUAAACAAAAUUAAACUGAUACUUUUUUGUAGGACACAACUCUUGGUCCCUGCCCUGGAGUUCUUGUUCCCUAAAGAACUUUUAGAGGUGCAAAAUGUGCUUGUCUUAACAUCACUCCUACUUAAGUAAAAAAACAAACCAAAAAAACCCCUUUAUCCCAUAAACAAUUGCUUCUGCGCUGGAAUGUGUAAGUAGAUUAAUAUGCAGCACCAUUCCACACAACUCCAAAUGAAGACUGCUGUAUCUAUUUGAAGCUGUAAGGGCAAUUUAUAGGCAGGCUAUGAGUGCCUCAUUUGGAAUUUAAUUGGGACAUAACUCUUAAUACUGACUCUUAGGAAGAAUGACAUUUGAUGUUUAAGCAUCUUACAGGAAAGACUGCACCUGCAGCAACUGAGUACAUCCUAACACCAUGCUACAGCACUUAGUACUGAUUGUGGUAAAUUAUCACCUACUAAACCAGGGGUCGGAAACCUUUCAGAAGUGGUAUACUGAGUCUUCAUUUAUUCACUCUAAUUUAAGGUUGUGUGUGCCA
Messenger RNA from Mauremys reevesii (Reeves's turtle), 1994 nucleotides. It is a transcript of the gene COQ10B, whose product is annotated as coenzyme Q10B. Gene Ontology annotation, cellular component: mitochondrion. The transcript has 5 exons. The coding region runs from base 84 to 731 and encodes 215 amino acids. Gene Ontology annotation, molecular function: ubiquinone binding. Gene Ontology annotation, biological process: cellular respiration; ubiquinone biosynthetic process. The record is from RefSeq and is a predicted model, not a curated record. NCBI's taxonomy places the organism in Eukaryota, Metazoa, Chordata, Testudines, Geoemydidae.